CGGUUUAACCAAACCGACGGGUCGGUUACCCGACACCAAUAAAGAGCCAAAUCCCCCCACCGACACUGACGCCGAUAUGAUUUUCAGUUAUCCGACACCGACACCGACAAAAUACAAUCGGUUGAUCGGUUUCCCAAAACUGAGUGCAUCCACCCUCUCGAGUCUUCUCUGCUCAUCCUUCUCUCUCCAUUCUGCGCCUCCAGGCUCCACCCAAUACUUCUCCUCACCUGCGAUGAACAUGCACGGAGCAGAAGUUGGACCUGUCCGGAUUUCUGAAUCCGACUGCCGAAUCUUGCCGCCGAAUCGCGUUGUGGAUGGCGGAGAAGGAUCUGCUUCUGCCAAUUCGCCAAGGAGAAACGGAGGAACACAGGAGGUAGAGGAAGAAGAACUGAGGGAUGGAUCUGCUUCCACUGUUCUGGAUCGUGCUUCGACAAGAAAGGAGAGGGAGAAAUCGCCGGUCAAAGUUCUCGUUCGUCGCCACCACGACCCUCGCCGUCAAAUCUUUCCGCCAAAUCUCACCAUUAGGAGGGAUAGAGGAACACAAGAGUAUGAGGAAAAAGGGAAUCACACCGAGGAAGGUGAGAUUGAAGGGAUUUGGAGAGUGACGAGUGAAGAAGGAGAGGUUUGGAGUUCAGGGAGAGGUAAUGAGGGGUGAUGAUGAGAGCAGAGAGGGAGAGUCUCUAGAGGUUUGCGGUUUUGGCGGUGCACCGAGAUUAUAUCGGGGUUGCAACCGUCGGUUGCCGGUUAGCAAAAAUCCCCCAAACAGCCAACCGAAGCCGACACCGAAUCAAUAUUUUCGGUUAUCGGUUCGGUGAAUAACCGCGAUUUUCGGUUCGGGCUUCAGUUUAACCGAAAAUCACCAACCGAUUAACACCCCUACCUAUAUAUAGAGUAUAAUGUGAACAAUUUUUUAUUUUGUAAUUAAAAUAUAGGUUUACCCCAUAUACAGUGUGUUUGAACUUUACUUUAACCUCCAUCGUUGUUAUCUCGAAAGCUAUGACGUUUGCUUUUACAAAUAGAAGAGUGUUAUUAAUAAACGUCUUGAUAACAA
Molecule: messenger RNA, 1051 nt
Organism: Linum trigynum
Lineage: Eukaryota; Viridiplantae; Streptophyta; Magnoliopsida; Malpighiales; Linaceae
Source: the annotation of a GenBank genome assembly